AGUUACGUUUUCGUUACUACACUCCAGUUGAGGUCAUACAACUGUCAAUAUGCUCCACAAUCGUAUGCACUACUUCAAUUAUGGUCGACGGAAUAGCAUCGAUGCCCAUCAUGAGCAUCAUCGUGGAGGUAGCAGCCCUCACAUAGAGAAGGAGGAGGAGGAGGGAGAGGAGAGCCUAUUCCCCGAUCGGGAGGAUACAGGGUCUCUAUCACCUCGAUCAGCUGAUGCUGGUGGCGGUACUCACAAUAGACGUGUAGGGCCUCCUCACGAUGGGCUGGACCAUAAAAGCAGAUGCCUCUCGAGCAGUAUCGCACCUUCAAAUAUCGUCCGAGACGUGUCCGGUGAUGUUACGGCAGAGGCGACAGCAAUAGACCAGGACAGGGGGGAGGGGGUCAUCUGUGAUGCAUGCCCAGGAUGCGAUGAUGUGUGCUCUCAAGUGAAGACCUUUUGUACUGUGUGUAGGAUUAAAGUGGAAGCCGCUGACCAGAAGAAUCCAUCAAGAGGAUAUUCAAUGAAGAGUUUCUCCUCUCGAGGAGGAGGACCUUUACGUGAGUUUACCACAUGUCAAGUACAACGGCAUAAUAAGUUGAAUGAUUGUUGGAUAUGUGCCCAUGGGAGAAUAUACGACGUUAGUGAGUUUAUGUUCCAACACGCUGCGGGUAUUCGGCCUUUAAUGCAACGAGCUGGUGGUGUUCAGGAUGCGAGUGUAGAUUAUGACUUCCAUUCAUCGAGGAGUCGCCACAAUGAAUGGAGGAGAUUGUGUAUCGGCCGAGUUGUACCCUGUCCUUUACGAGGGGAUCCCUAUGGAGUCACUAAAACGUCAUCAUCUUCUGAGGGUAGCGGUUGUGGCAUUAUGUGAAGCAUUAAAAGAUGCUCCUUCACGGGCCCUUUCCUCCUCGGCAUUAUUUAUUUCUAUUCAUUGGUAACACUCCUGUACAUCCUUUAAUAAUAUCAUUCAUACCACCACCACCGCCACCGCUACCACCUUGAAAACGUAACUAUCGAUAUUUGUACAACAUUUAGUCGAUUCCUUGAGGUUAGAGUCGUCUGGCCCUGCAGUGCCCAAGAGCGUCAUCUGUGAUGUUCUGGGCAUUCGACAGUCAGUACCUCUCUAUACUUCCUGCAUUCUGCUUCUAUCAGUAAACAGCGCAGUUGCUGCCCCCGACACCAUUCGUAUGUCUAUACUCGUACAGAAUUCUCGUCUAUACAGUACCCAUUCAUGGCGAGUACUCAAGAUUCAAUAGAACUCUCUGUUAUUGGGCUUCGACACCCGUGUUGGGUGGUGAACCACUCGAUGAUAGCGCU
Molecule: messenger RNA, 1305 nt
Organism: Perkinsus marinus ATCC 50983
Lineage: Eukaryota; Perkinsozoa; Perkinsida; Perkinsidae
Exons: 8
Coding region: 50-859 (269 amino acids)
Cellular component (GO): intracellular membrane-bounded organelle; membrane
Molecular function (GO): heme binding
Source: RefSeq, a predicted model, not a curated record